AUGAGCCAUCUUUACUCAUACUCAUUUGAGCGCAAUGCCGAUUGGAGUCGAGAGUAUCCAGGACAACAGGAGAUCCAGGACUAUCUCAUAGGCGUAGCUCACAAAUAUGAGCUCUACAGGCAUAUACGAUUCAAUUCGUCCGUUGAAGAGGCCCAUUGGAACGAAGAUAGGUUCAACUGGACAACCACGGUCCGUAGACAGGGUGAUAAAGAGAAAGAAGUCAGUGAAACUUACCAGGUCGAGUCUGACUUUCUCAUCUCUGCAACCGGCCAGCUCAGUCAACCUAAAUACCCCCACCUACCAGAGAUUGAGAAAUUUCAAGGCAAAAUCAUGCAUUCCGCUCGCUGGGACUGGAACUACAGCAUACGGGGGAAGAGAGUCGGUAUCAUAGGUACAGGCGCGACAGCAGCUCAAAUUAUACCAGAGGUUGCCCAAUCUUCCUCGUCCCUAUUGGUUUUCCAACGCAGUCCAGCUUGGGUGGUACCUCGUCACGAUCACCCUAUCAGUCAAAUUCGGCGCGCUUUAUAUAAAUACAUUCCAUUGGUACAGCAACAUUAUCGAGCUAGUAUAAUGGACGAGCGUGAAUCCAAAUUCGAACCAAGCUUCUACCCUAAGAGCACUAAGCAUGAGUUUGUAAAGCAGCUUUGUCAGAAACACAUGCUCAACCAGCUUCCGGGCGAAGCAAAUGCGUCUCUACGCCAACAAUUGACGCCAAAUUAUCCGUUCAGCUGCAAACGAAUUAUUGUCAGCGAUGACUUUUAUCCUACACUGCUGCGUCAGAAUGUAAGCUUGGAGACAAGCGCUAUCGUCAACGUCACUGAAAAGGGCAUCAAAUUGGCCAACGGAACCCAUCACGAUCUUGAUGUCCUAAUUCUGGCUACCGGCUUCCACAGUACGAACUUCCUCUCCGACAUUCGGAUAUAUGGCUCGAACGGAUAUCCUUUGCACUCAACCUGGUCAAAAGCUGGCGCUUCAGCGUACCUGGGGAUCACAGUACCCAAUCUUCCGAAUUUUGGCAUGCUCUAUGGACCUAAUACUAACAUAGCCUACAACAGCCUCAUAAUUCAGAUUGAAGCACAAUCACUGUAUCUCUCUCGAAUUGUUAGUAACGUACUAUCCGCGAAACGAAGUGGUAAGACUCUACGCAUCGAACCAAGGGCUGAUGUCACCGAUGCGUAUAAUCGUGCAAUUCAGAGUAAAUUGAGCGGAAGCACAUUUGCCGACACUCGAUGCAAUUCCUGGUUCAAGGACGAAAAGGGCCGGAUCACCAAUAAUUGGGCUGGUAGCGCGGUCGAGUACCAGCAACGCGUCCAGAGACUUGACUGGAGUGAUUAUGAAGUCUUGGGAACGGCGACCGGGGAUGUGCUGAAAAAAGGCGUCAUAAAGUGGAGUAGACGGAAGGAAGAAGGAGCUUGGAGUGCUGUAGAAUUGUCAACGGCGGCCGUGGGCAUGUUGGUAUUGGGAAUUCUGGGUCUGUGGUUUCAGCUUAGAUAA
This is a messenger RNA of Bacidia gigantensis, 1494 nucleotides long. RefSeq lists its product as uncharacterized. The transcript has a single exon. The coding region runs from base 1 to 1494 and encodes 497 amino acids. Gene Ontology annotation, molecular function: NADP binding; flavin adenine dinucleotide binding; N,N-dimethylaniline monooxygenase activity. The record is from RefSeq and is a predicted model, not a curated record. NCBI's taxonomy places the organism in Eukaryota, Fungi, Ascomycota, Lecanoromycetes, Lecanorales, Ramalinaceae.